UUAAGAUUCAAGAAGGCUGUAUUAAUUCCAACCUGGCAACCCUUCCUUUAGCAGGCCGACAGUUCCUUCCUUUGAGUCAGUGAGUGGAGUCACACAGCUCAUACAAAAUGUUGGUCCUUGUAUUAGGAGACCUGCACAUUCCUCACCGAUGCAAUACACUACCAGCAAAGUUCAAGAAGCUGCUGGUGCCUGGCAAGAUUCAGCACAUCCUCUGCACAGGCAACCUCUGUACGAAGGAGAGCUACGACUAUCUGAAGACGCUGGCUGGAGAUGUGCACAUUGUCAGAGGAGACUUUGAUGAGAAUCUGAAUUACCCCGAGCAGAAGGUGGUGACUGUGGGCCAGUUUAAGAUCGGUCUGAUCCACGGGCACCAGGUGAUCCCAUGGGGCGACAUGGCCAGCCUCGCCCUUCUCCAGAGGCAGCUGGAUGUGGAUAUUCUCAUCUCAGGCCACACGCACAAGUUUGAAGCCUUUGAGAACGAGAACAAAUUUUACAUUAACCCCGGUUCAGCCACAGGGGCUUACAACGCGCUGGAGAGCAACAUCAUCCCAUCCUUCGUCCUGAUGGACAUCCAAGCGUCCACCGUUGUCACGUACGUUUACCAGCUCAUCGGUGAUGACGUCAAAGUCGAGAGAAUCGAAUACAAGAAGUCAUAAAGACCAACCAGAGUUUAAACGAUCGCCGCCUUCUAAGAUGCGCUUCGUCUCAUUCCCCCAGUCAACUACAGCUCGAAGUUUCGGCACGUCGCGGAUGCCGUAAACACUGAAAUUUACUGAAGUGCGCACCUUUGUUUAUAUGUCAUCAGCCUGUGUUCUCUUUGUGAGCAGAAUGUUAUAUCGUUGUAUGAUUUGCAUCAUGUUCGUGACUAAUUGCACCAUGUUUUACGCUAAAGAUACGUCAUAAUGACUUUUCAAGGCUAUUUUUUAGCAAUUACAAAACCCUGAUACUAUUAUAACAAUGUGAGAUAUUUCAUAUAAUAAUAAAAAAAAAACAGUAUGACAUUA
Molecule: messenger RNA, 1004 nt
Organism: Silurus meridionalis
Lineage: Eukaryota; Metazoa; Chordata; Actinopteri; Siluriformes; Siluridae
Gene: vps29
Product: VPS29 retromer complex component
Exons: 4
Coding region: 108-656 (182 amino acids)
Biological process (GO): retrograde transport, endosome to Golgi; intracellular protein transport
Cellular component (GO): endosome; retromer complex
Source: RefSeq, a predicted model, not a curated record